CCCGUUAUGGCGGCGCGCACGUCACGACACCAAACCUCGGACAGAUGCAGGGACGACGAGCCGCGCACGGUACGCUAUUAGGAACAGGGUUGAUUUGACCCUGGUCUGCCACCUGGUGUGGCGGCCUUGCUGGGGUUGGAAGGAAGCAUGAUGAGCGGGAAGAGCCUCCUCCUGAAGGUGAUCCUGCUGGGGGACGGCGGCGUCGGCAAGUCCUCGCUAAUGAACCGCUACGUCACGGACCGCUUCGACUCCCAGUCCUUUCACACCAUCGGAGUGGAGUUCCUAAACAGGGACCUGGAGGUCGACGGACGCCUGGUCACUCUUCAGAUAUGGGACACAGCCGGCCAGGAGCGCUUCAAGUCCCUGCGGACGCCCUUUUACCGAGGCGCCGACUGCUGCCUGCUCACAUUCGCUGUGAACGACCUGCAGAGCUUCCAAAACCUCGGCUGCUGGAAGAAGGAGUUCAUGUACUACUCGGAUGUUAAAGACCCGGAGCGCUUCCCUUUCGUGGUGCUAGGCAACAAGGUAGACAUGGAGCAGAGGGAGGUUGGCGAGGACGAAGCACGGGCCUGGUGUGAGGAGAACAGCUGCUGCCCUUACUUUGAGACCAGUGCCAAGGACGACACUAAUGUCACAGCUGCAUUCGAGGCAGCUGUCAGGGAAGUUCUGGCUGCCGAGGACCAGAUUGACCACGCGCUGCUGAGCAGUACUAUUGAUCUCCAUGGCAACCGCAAAAGCUCUCGUGGGUCUUGUUGCUGAUCGGGCAGGUGUGAAUCCACCUUGUCAAAACAUCUCCGGCUGAAACUCGGCCUUGGGCGGUUUCUGAAGCCUACUUCAGGUACUGUCUCAUAGGUGAACCUACUGUAGGUACGCGGUGCGGUGCACCUAAUGUGGAGGGAUGUGACAAGGACUCAGCUGGAGUCAAGUCAAGGCACAAUGUAACAGGCACACGCAUCCUCUGUACUCUCUGCUUUCAGUGGUGUUGCAUACAAACAUUUAGUCCCUGUUUCAGCUUGGCCUUUGCAGGAGGUGUAACAAGUAGUGCUUUCAGACCAUUUCUUUUUUUUAAAUUAAAUAACAAAUAUGUUAGGUAAAGCAGCGGACGGGAGAAUAUUCCACUCCUCUCUCGAAGAGCACAUUCUGCCUUUUGGCAAAGCAGCACCCGUUCAGACAUGGCUCUGCUCACGGUCUGUGCAUGAGCCCAUUUUUCCUGGGCUUUCAGAGGGACUUUGAACACAUAUUUUCCUGUUCUCAGUUCUUUCACUGGAGAGCUAUUGUAUUUUCUAGACACAGAUAAGGUCUGUGAGUGACAGGGUUUCCAACCCAGGCAGACGUUAAGUAUGAGGACCAAAAUCACUCAAGGUACGAGGAAUUUAGAGUGAAGCGGGAUGACCCUCUUUGUCUUCGGAAAGGACUAGUGAGCUUAGUGUCAGCCCUUGGUACGCACUUUCGUGGUGACCUUGUUCAUUUGUGUAAUAUAUAUAUUACCGCAGCACUAUUGUGUAGCUGGGGGUGUCAGGUGUACGAGUUGGGCAUCAUCAGAUUAUUUCCCAUGAUCCAUGUACAUGGGCCUGUUACUACGGUUCAGUGUUUCUCAAAGUUCAAAAAUAAGUGCUGCUUUUGCUGCGGUUUAUUUUUCUGUGAAGCUCUUUUUGAUCCUGAGAACGUGUUAUUUCUUUUGCUGACACUGUAUGACGGUGUUUAAGGGUUGAUUUUAGUCUGUUUUACUAAUGUAUAGAGGUGGUUAUCAUUUUCAAAAUGAUCAAUCAUUUCAGUAAUAUUGGCAUGUUUGUAAUCCUGCGGCUGCUUUGUUGACUGCAAGGCCUCAACAUUCCAGUCAUAUUUGGCCUCUUCUGAAGGUCUCCUGUGCUUUGCUUUGCAGCAUUACAUCCAGCUUGUACUGUCUGUCAGGUUAUUCUAGUUCUGAGCUCAAUGUGAAACAACCCGAGUGUCGUGCAGAUGUCAUUUCCUCUGUCCAUUCAUAAAGUAUUCCUAUUUAAUUUCUAAGUUAAACAUACAACUUAAACAAUGUUUACUUGUUUUCACCGUGGUGGUACUUUCAUUUCAUUGUUUACAUAAAGGCUUCACUGCCAGGGAUAUAAAGGGCAUUAUUUAUGUCAAAGAUAUGCUGGUAUUCAAUGCCUCAAACUUAAGUUUUCAAUUAAUUCUCAGUAUUUGGAUUGUGGCUGGAAUGGUGUUUAUUGCAUAUACUCCAAUAUUCACACUGGUAGUGUUGGAUAUCUUGUGUAUCCUUUCAACCUGAUAUUUGUUUUUAAGUCACAUUUCUUUGUGUCUCAACCAAUAGGGAACGUUACAAGAGCUUCACUGUGACAGCAAACCAAAUCAAGUACUGUCACAUUUACUUAUGAGAUGGUGCUUUGCUUUAAUGUAGGUUUAUAAUACUUUUAAACAAAGUUCAUGUGAUUACUGUAGGUGUUGAGUACUUGUUCCCAAAGCAGGAUGAGAGAAACUUAAUCAACUGUGAACCAAGUGGGCAUUUGAACUAAAUCAGACUGGAAGCCCACAUUCAUUCAAAGCAGAAAUGACGUCCGCUAGCUUAUCAUUUUUUUCUGGCUUAAACCGAUUACUUUGGUAACACUUUAAAAUAAAAUGUAGCAUUUCACAUCGUUUACCUUAGAACCAGUGGGUACAUGGUAGCAUAACCUCAAGAUGCCGUCUAUUUCAGAUGAUUAUAUGUUGCUGUAAUAUUUAUGAAUGUAAAAGAUAAUUUCUUUGCGCUGUCCGUAUUAAUGCUUCAUGUAAAUGGCGAAGGCAUUGGUUUCACAACGUUGUGCAAAAUGACACUGAACAUCUGUCCCACCGAUGUGUGAUUUAAGCGGUGUGAAAGUUGGACUGUUCGUCUCCAUCACGUGUUCAUCAUGUGACUUCCAUCGCUCUCUCUUUGCUCUCUGGGGGAUAGGACUGGUUGUGCCCACAGACUGGCAAAGCCGUGAAUACUCUGCAGUGCAACAAAUAAAACAUGCAACAUA
Molecule: messenger RNA, 2990 nt
Organism: Pungitius pungitius (ninespine stickleback)
Lineage: Eukaryota; Metazoa; Chordata; Actinopteri; Perciformes; Gasterosteidae
Gene: rab9b
Product: RAB9B, member RAS oncogene family
Exons: 2
Coding region: 148-759 (203 amino acids)
Biological process (GO): Rab protein signal transduction; retrograde transport, endosome to Golgi
Cellular component (GO): lysosome; late endosome; phagocytic vesicle
Molecular function (GO): GTP binding; GTPase activity
Source: RefSeq, a predicted model, not a curated record